Messenger RNA from Plasmodium gaboni, 2346 nucleotides. RefSeq names its product duffy binding-like merozoite surface protein. Lineage: Eukaryota; Apicomplexa; Aconoidasida; Haemosporida; Plasmodiidae. The transcript has a single exon. Gene Ontology annotation, cellular component: membrane. The record is from RefSeq and is a predicted model, not a curated record. Gene Ontology annotation, molecular function: host cell surface receptor binding. Bases 1 to 2346 code for a protein of 781 amino acids.
AUGAUAAAUCAUAGAUAUAUUAUAUUUUAUUUAUUUUGCUUGCAUAUAGAUAUUUAUGUAAAUAUAUAUACUAGGUGUUUUGGGGUAAACGCAAGCAGCAAUUAUUUGAGAAAUAAUGUCUCUACGUUUGACUAUGGAAAUGUAGAAGAUAAUAAUUUCGUUAUAGGUGAUAAUUAUUAUUUAAAUUAUGAAAACAAUAAUCAAGAUAUAAUAAGCAAUCCUCAUAAAGAUAAACUCCCCAAUACUUCUCAAGAACAUAUUGAAGUAGCAAAUGAAAAUUCGCAUGAUCCAAAAAUUCAAGAUGAGGAAAUUUCAGUAAUUAAAACUUUAGGUGAUCAUAACCACGUAAAAUCUAAAGAUAUCGGUGUAAUUGGGAACGAUACUACUGAUGGUCUUAGUGUUACUAAUAGUGGAUUUAAUGAUGGUAGUGCUUUCGGUGGAGGACUUACUUUUUCUGAAAAUUCACCACUACAAGGUGGUUUGAAUAAAUGUCCUGUUGAUAAAUUUUGUGAAUCUCUUGUUUCUGUUCCUCAUUGCCCUAAGAAAAAUUUUGAAGAAAGAAACAAUUGGAUCAGUACAAUAGCAAAACAUUCCUCAGGUCAGUACAAACGUGUUCCGUCUCCAGCAAGAAGAAGAAAAUUAUGUUUUGGAAAUAUAAAAAAGAGAAGGAAUGGUAUAACCGAUAGGGAAAAAUUCAAAAAGGAACUUAUAAACAUUGCAUCUACUGAAGGUAAAUUAUUAGUUGAAAUGUAUUCGAAGGAACCUGAAUAUGCACUCGAAGCUAUGAGAUAUAGUUUUGCUGAUAUUGGAAAUAUAAUCAAAGGAAAUGAUAUUAUGGAUGAUUUUCUUAUGAAUAACGUGAAAGAUAUAUUUGAGAAAAAAAUAAACAAAGACCGAACAGGUCUAGAUAUUAUCGGAAGAAAUUCAUGGUGGGAAAAUAAUAAAAAUGAUAUUUGGGAUGCAAUGAUGUGUAAAUAUAAUAGAAAAAAAGAUGAAAAAAUUUGUCCAGGAUACAAUAAUAUUGAUAAUGUUCCUCAAUUUUUUCGUUGGUUCAGAGAAUGGGGAACAUAUAUCUGUAAAGAAUUAAAAAAAUACAGAGAAUUAUUAAAAUCAGUUUGCCAUAAUUUUGAAAAUAAACCUCAUAAUAAAGUAGUAAAUGGUGGUAUAACUCGUGAUGAUAUUUGCAAAGGUAUAUUUAAAGAAUAUGAAAAUUUGGUUAAUUCAAGGAAAAACGAAUGGAAUUUAUUUGUUGAAUAUUAUAAUAUUGAAAAAGAUGCUUAUAGUGGUUCAAAAGGUUUAUUACCUGAGACAUAUCUAAAAGAAUACUGUAAUGAAUGUUAUUUCCAGAAUAAAGAUUUAAAAUGUAUACUUGAAGAAAUUGAAAAGAACAACAAUAUAUAUAAAGAUAUAUAUGAAGGAAAAUAUUUUCAAGGUAGUGUUACAACAACAUCUCAUGAAAUUUCUAAUUCUAAUGACAAUUCACAAACUGAUGGAGCUGCAAAUGAUGGGUUACAAAGUGGAACAGGACAACGUGAAUUAAGCGUAUCUCAAAAUGAAAUACCUCGAAGAAGUGAUUCCACUCAUUCAGGUACAAUUUCUCCUAAUUCAGGUAAUCAAGCAGAUAGAACAGGUCAAGUAUUAAAUAAUUUAUCUGGUGAGAAAGAAGAAAGAUCAUUGGAAUCUGGAAAAAUUAAUACAGAUAAUGAGCGCCAUGGUGCGUCAAAAGAUGAUAUUCCUUACGAUCGUAUAUUGGGAUGGGAAUUUGGUGAUUUUUCUCCAAAAAAUAAAUACACUGAAGAUGAAAAAAAAAAAAAUAUCUUAGAAUUAAUAAAUUUAACUUCAUGGGACAGAGAUAAUAUAGCCAAUGAAAAUGAAGAAGUGGAGGAAGAAGAAAUGUACACAAUCGAUGUUGGUGAAAUAGAAUUAGAGGAAGAAGAAGAAGUAGAAAAAGAGGAAGAACAACAAGUAGAGGAUGAAAUAGAAUUAGAGGAAGAAGAACAAGUAGAAGAGGAAGAAGAUGAAGAAGAAGAAGAAGAAGAAGAAGAAGAAGAAGUAGAAGGAGUAAAACAAAAAGAGGGUGAUACAGAAGCUACCAAAAAAAAUUUAGAAGAAAAUGAUCAAACACCAAAUGAUAAGGAAAACGAAAAAGAAGAAACAGCUGAUUUAACAAGAGAUAAUGAUGCAUAUCAAUCAUUAAAAGAACGUUCUAAUGAUAAUAAGCAAGUAAAAAAAGUUGAUGAGUCGGCAAUAAAAAACCUCUUUGAUUUGUUUAAUAAAAGUAAUGAUUCGGAGGAUGUGUUAAAAGGUUUGGUAAGAGAAAUAACAAGUUUAUUUCAAAACCAUUAA